UGAGAGCUCCGACGGAGACGUUUUCACAGGCUUUAACGUUAAUGUAUUUUUCCCACCUGUGGCCUCUGCCGGAGUUUCCAUCUUGGAAUCGCGGAUCCUUCACAGACUGCUUAUCGGGACUUCCAGAAAAUCAAAGAAUGAGUAAUGGACUCCAUUGAGAAGGCAAUACAGGCCGUGCUACCACAGCUAGAUGAAGCAAAGCUUGAAACUUUAGUCAAUGAGUUGGUGAAAGUAGGUGUUGAAGGACCAGAUGAUCUGCAGUUUAUUCAAGAAGAUGACAUCAAACAUCUGCUCACACCCAUUCAGUGCAGAAAAAUUAUUCAUUCCUUGAAAGUGUGUAAUGCAGGUCCUUCAAAUCCUCAGCUGAGCCCUUCAUCGUCUGAGCCACUGUCAGUUGCCUAUUCCAGCACAUGCCCCAUAUCAUCUAUAAGUCCCAUCUCUGCAUGGGUGAACAGUUUUGAGGUGCCAUGGAACAAAGUGAGGCUGACUCUUAGAAGAGCAGUAGAUGCUGGUGAGAGGCCAGCUCCGGAUGACCGCAGACACUUGAUAAAAGUCACUGUUGAUGCGAUGAGAGAGCGUUCCUUGAACCCUACUCGCAGAGAGUGUGUGGUAGUGGCUAAAGCUAUAACUCAAAAAUAUCCAAAUAGCUUUUUAGACAAAAAUGAAGAGGGGGAGCUAAUUGGAUGUGGGUAUUUCAGCAUUAUAAAUCAGCUCAAAACCAGAGUAGAAUAUUUGAAUCGAGGCAACUCUCUUUCCCGUCUGAGGAAGCACAAACGCACCCAGAGAGAUGAUGAGGAUGGUGAUGAUGACCAGCCAGCAGUAGCUACAUGUGCAAGAAUCGACAGUUAUGGGUGUGUUCGUUGGCAGCCAGCGGACUAUCCAGAUGGGGAAACAUCAGCAUCAUUAGAGGAAAAGAAGCUUGAGAUGAUUGAUAUAUUCAGCCGAGAGGGAAUAAAGGGCGCUGAGAGAGGAAGGGUAGAAGACCUAAUGGCAAUCACUUAUGCCAAACAGCGGGAAUACAUCAACGCAAAGCCUUCCCCAAGCAUUCUGGAUGUGGGUAAAGAGUGGCCAUUUCUCUUUUCACAGAAGUUUUUAUUGUCACACUUCACCACUCUCACCAAUGUUGAACUAUACACAAGACUGAAUGAAGAUAUGGACAAAAAGGGUAAAAGACUCCUGGAUUUCUUCAGUAGUCAGAUUACAAAGUGGAGGAAAGAAGUAAGAGCUGUUCUGAAGGAAGCCAUAAAGAAGGACCGAGAAGGAUCUGAUGGCCUAGCAGCGAUGCUUGUGAUGUUGGCACACUUCAAAGAGCAAGAGGAGUCAAUUUUUCUCAUUGCUGAUGAGACUACCACUCCCGCAGACGCAGAGGCCCAGCUGUCUCUCCCAGUCACUCCAAGGAUCAUCAUGCUCGUUAUUGCUGCUUAA
Carassius gibelio (silver crucian carp) is the source of this 1425-nucleotide messenger RNA. RefSeq lists its product as uncharacterized. The transcript has 5 exons. Bases 145 to 1425 code for a protein of 426 amino acids. The record is from RefSeq and is a predicted model, not a curated record. NCBI's taxonomy places the organism in Eukaryota, Metazoa, Chordata, Actinopteri, Cypriniformes, Cyprinidae.